UUUGCUACAGGUGUUCAUCUUUCCUGGAGCGUCUGCCAUGUAGAUUCUGUUUGCAUACAGUUGGUCUUUGUUAAAACUAUCUGUAACAUUUGAAAAAUAAGGAUUUUUCAAAUAGCCAUGGGUCAUUGGUGGAAAUGCGCCAUGAUGUCCGGCAUAAACAACCUUUCCAUUCCGUCAACAGAUGUGGACUUGAAUGUCACGGAUCUACAGAGGGCACUGGAGGCUCACCGCCCCGUUAAAAUUGGGAUUAUAUCGGUUUUGGGAGUGAUGAUAACUUUGGGAAACAUUGCUGUGGUGAUGGUCAUAGCUUCAGCGGUAUCGGGAUGGUCGAGAAACUCUCUGUACUUUAUUUUAUCGUUAACGGGAGCUGACUCGGCAUUUGAGCUGCUUAUCAUGCCGCUCAAUCUGUGUGUGAGUUUCAUGAAAGAAUAUAACGGGGGCCCGGACCCCUUCUGUCACGUCGUAGCAUUUUUCAACGCAACUAUUUAUUCCACCCGCAUGUACACCCUUGCAACCAUAAGCCUGGAACGAUACAUAGCAGUGUUUUACCCUCUGAAGUACUCCACCGUGCUGACCAGGAGAAGAGCGCUGCUUCUGAUCGCGUUCGCGUGGGGUUUCCCUCCCGUUCUCCUCAUUCCCAUCUCGUUCCCGGCGGGCAUCAUUGAAGUGCAGUUCUCCAGAGCCUCGCUCGUGUGCAACCCGCUGUACUCCAGCAAUGUCUCUUACUCUCUGUCUCUGACGUGCUUCAUCUUCUUCCCGUGCACGGCCAUCAUGACCUUCUGUAACCUCCGACUGUGGAUAGCCGCGAAGAGACAGAGGUUGAAGUUGAGUAGACACAGCUGGGGUGGAGGAUACAGGCCUAAAGUCACCUUGCGUGUUCUAGUACCAGUCAUGACCGUUUACUACACCUGCUGGACGCCCUGCAUGGUCAUCAUGCUGUACAAUGCGAUUUCCGGCAUUGGUGUCCCCGAAUGGAUCGAGUUUAUUGCUGUGUGGUUACCAACCUCCAAUGGCUUCCUCAAUUGUAUCUUCUACUUCUGGAUCAACCAUAGCUUUAGAAGGAAAUUCCAUUUGGUUCUUCAGAAACUAUGUCUAGGACUUUGUCCAGGUUCUGACACUGAUUCAAGCUGCGUCAACUCUGUAGAAUCCUCCGUGGUUCCCGGAUGGAACGGUAACAGCUCGCUCCAUGAGCGGUUUCCUAGCGUGUCGUCCACCUGCACUCUGCUGACGCUCAUGCCACCGCAGACCAGCGUGCGUCAACCAGAGCCGGCUUGAGAUUCCUUUUAGUCUUGUGAUCUGAAGUUUUAAAGCUCUGGUGAAGUUGAGUCAUCAUGAGUGCUACUGACAUGUCAUUAACCUGCUCGGACGGAGGUUAUUCCACUAAAUGUCUUGUUAAUCGCAAGUUAGCAUUCAGAAACACUCCUAUUUCCCUUGUUUAAUAGCUAUUUGUGCCUUUUUACUUCUUGAUGGCACCUUCUCAUAUUCACUCAGAACUGUUUUUUUUGGCCUAAUUGAAGUUUUAAAUGGUUUUGCAUUGUUGAUUGCCGUUUCAAGUUAAACACACGAGAGCCUUUGAAACAUUUGCACACAUUUCCUUAUCUAUUCAUAAACCCAAUAUCAAGCAGCUG
Sinocyclocheilus anshuiensis is the source of this 1628-nucleotide messenger RNA. RefSeq names its product melatonin receptor type 1B-like. The coding region runs from base 118 to 1275 and encodes 385 amino acids. The transcript is spliced from 2 exons. Gene Ontology annotation, cellular component: membrane. Gene Ontology annotation, molecular function: G protein-coupled receptor activity. NCBI's taxonomy places the organism in Eukaryota, Metazoa, Chordata, Actinopteri, Cypriniformes, Cyprinidae. Gene Ontology annotation, biological process: G protein-coupled receptor signaling pathway. The record is from RefSeq and is a predicted model, not a curated record.